CUUCAGCACUCAGCAGAGAUUUGUCUUGACAAUCAUUUGUGCCAGCUACUUCCCUGCUCUCCUUCCAUCCUGUCUCAACCUCCAACAGGAAAGUAGAAGUCCUCAUAUGACACCAAGUGCUGAGGUCCUGUCUCAGCCUCAUACAGACCAAUCGACACCAAGUGCUGAGGUCCUGUCUCAGCCUCAUACAGACCAAUUGGUGAGUGACAUACCCACUUCAUUCUUCCAACAGACACCAAGUGCUGAGGUCCUGUCUCAGCCUCAUACAGACCAAUCGACACCAAGUGCUGAGGUCCUGUCUCAGCCUCAUACAGACCAAUCGACACCAAGUGCUGAGGUCCUGUCUCAGCCUCAUACAGACCAAUCGACACCAAGUGCUGAGGUCCUGUCUCAGCCUCAUACAGACCAAUCGACACCAAGUGCUGAGGUCCUGUCUCAGCCUCAUACAGACCAAUCGACACCAAGUGCUGAGGUCCUGUCUCAGCCUCAUACAGACCAAUUGGUGAGUGACAUACCCACUUCAUUCUUCCAACAGACACCAAGUGCUGAGGUCCUGUCUCAGCCUCAUACAGACCAAUCGACACCAAGUGCUGAGGUCCUGUCUCAGCCUCAUACAGACCAAUCGACACCAAGUGCUGAGGUCCUGUCUCAGCCUCAUACAGACCAAUCGACACCAAGUGCUGAGGUCCUGUCUCAGCCUCAUACAGACCAAUCGACACCAAGUGCUGAGGUCCUGUCUCAGCCUCAUACAGACCAAUUGGUGAGUGACAUACCCACUUCAUUCUUCCAACAGACACCAAGUGCUGAGGUCCUGUCUCAGCCUCAUACAGACCAAUCGACACCAAGUGCUGAGGUCCUGUCUCAGCCUCAUACAGACCAAUCGACACCAAGUGCUGAGGUCCUGUCUCAGCCUCAUACAGACCAAUCGACACCAAGUGCUGAGGUCCUGUCUCAGCCUCAUACAGACCAAUUGCUGGGAAGGUGAGAAGCAAGUGGACAAAUGAUGAAGUAAAGGUUGCUGCAAAGUACCAGGUAAAAAGGAAUGUGACUGCUGCUUCCAAGCAGAGCCGGCAGCUCGUAAAGGCAGAGACUGGGUUGCCAUAAAGUACUACAUCCACAACAGGAUCAUUGCAUUAAAAGAAAGAUGCAAGGAAAAAAAGAAACAACCAAGAGAGAUACUUUGUUGCUUCCACAGUUAUGUCAAUAUUGUAGUUUUCUGUAUUGCAUUGUUCUUACUCAUAAAUCUGUGGUUUAUGCUGGGUGCUUUUUCCAAUUAAAUGAUAAGAAAGGCA
Molecule: messenger RNA, 1292 nt
Organism: Oreochromis niloticus (Nile tilapia)
Lineage: Eukaryota; Metazoa; Chordata; Actinopteri; Cichliformes; Cichlidae
Product: cell wall adhesin EAP1
Exons: 20
Coding region: 107-985 (292 amino acids)
Source: RefSeq, a predicted model, not a curated record